AUGCCCCCUGCAGAUGGUGCCAUGGGCAAGCCCGCGCGCCGCGACUUUGAGGAGCUCACGGGAGGUCUGGAUGGCAACAUCCGAGGCGUCUCCCUGGGCUGGGACCUCGGCUGGACGAGUGCUGUCGUCGGUGCAGCCCCGGUGACCUGCCGAAGACCAGAGGCCGUGGAGGAGGUGCCGGCGCCUUCGAAGCACUCUGAAGAUGUUAGCAAAGUGCAGCCCAAGGAGGGCCUCUGGAAGGAGGUGGAUGCCAAGCUGGCGAACGAGGCUUCCGAUGAGGCCUACGACGUGGCGAUGGCUGCCCUGGCAAAGGCUCAGCAGGCCGGUGACAAGAAGGCCCAGGCGCUGGCAAGCUACCUGGCGGUGCACGUCAAAGUGCUCCAGGAAGACCGCAAGGCCAUUGAGAAUCUCCCGAAGUCUCUCAGGGAGGUCGCCGCGCUGUACGGCGAGGUGGGUGACAAAAGGGAGCAGGAGGAUGUGAUGAAGGACAUUUUGGAGUUCCACCUUGCCAACGGCCAGAGGGAAGAGGCUGCCAAGGUGGAGCAAGAGAUCCGGGAUCAGGUGAAGGGCAACAAGAAGGAGGAGCCUCCCUGCCUCCUCCGCCUUGCAGCCGUCUUCUACUCCAUGAGCGCCAUGGAGGGUGCCCGGACCCUUGUUGAGGAGGCUGUCGCCGGCUUCGGUGCAAGUGGAGACAAGGCUGGCAGCGUGACGGCCUUGCGCUCCAUGGCGAUGCUGUAUCUCUCGCAGCAGAAGUUUGACGAAGCCUUGCAGGCUUUGGAGAAGGCCGUCCAGGGAACAGGGACGGAGAAGGCCAGCAUCCAGUAUGGCAUCUCACAGGUCUAUGCUGCCAUGGGCGGCAAAGGCGUUAGCAGCGCCGUGGAUGCCCUGAAGAAAGCCAGGGCCUUCAUGAAGGAGGACGGGAACAAGGAUGGUGAGCUGGAAGUGCUGCAGAUCAUGUCCGAGCUCAUGCUCAGCAAGCAGCAGGGCACCGAUGCCGUCGCCACCGGCCAGGAGGCCCUUGCAGUGGUACAGGCCACGGGGGAUCAGUCCAAGGAGGCAGCCGCUCUCUUGCGCCUGGUGGGCGCCUGCCUCUCCUCGCAGAACGAUGGCGAGGCACUCAAGUACGCCGAGCAGGCUGAAGCCAAGGCCCGAGCGGCUGAUGACAUCGAGAAAGAGGCCCAAGCCAGCUACAACAUCGCGGAGAUCAUGCUUCGGAGGGGCGACAAAACUGGCUCCAUCAAGCGCUCGAAGGAGCAACUUCAGAGGUGUCGCGAGAAGCAGCACUCGGCUGGACAAGCCUCUGCCAUGGUUGUUCUUGGACAAGCGCUCCUUGCGGAGAACCCCAUGAGUGCCGAGGGCAUGCGGUACCUGCAGGCAGCACUUGGGCUCUACAAGGACUCGGACGACUUUGUUGGACUUCAUUCCGCGCACUUCGCCCUCGCGAACGGCUACUUUACCCGUGGUGAUCUCGAGGAUGGCUUGGCACAUGCGCGCGAGGUCCUGAGCUGCUGCCGGCGCAGUGGAGACAAGGUGAACGAGGAGUUGGUGAAAAACAACAUCGAGAGAGCCCGCCAGCUCACGGCGCAGAUGCGUAUGUCCAGUGCCAAGAGGCCGAGCGUGGAGAACGCAGGCAUCCUGCUCUCUCCCGCGGGCCCGCAAGCCUGCCACAUGAAGCACAGCAGG
Messenger RNA from Symbiodinium sp. CCMP2456, 1683 nucleotides. Lineage: Eukaryota; Dinophyceae; Suessiales; Symbiodiniaceae. The record is from the annotation of a GenBank genome assembly.